AUGUCAGCAAGCCCUGCUCGAGAAGAGAGUAACUACAACUCUUUAUCGCGGACAAAGCCGACAAUGUUAAUUCCUUCUGCGGCAGCAAAAACGGGUUCAUCAAUGAGGUCAACAGAAGGCAACAAGACAAUACCAACAUCUAGUGGAAAAAAUGUCACUCCCAGUCGCAGUCAAUCUCAGUCAGGCUCUUCACAUUUUGUCAUUUGUGCUCCCAUCUUGUGCCAAAAUGGGAGCUUUAGAACAAGGGUAACAGAAUGUAGAGAGAUUGUGGAUGCAAUUGGAAAAGUAAUUUUUCUUGAAGGAGAGUCGGAACAAGAAAUCUACAGUUCUCCUAUAAUCCCUGAUGAUUUUUUUUUUAUAGAAAUGGAAUCUUCAUGGAAAGGCCGUAUAAAACGUGUACAUGCAGAAGAUGUUUUUGUGGAAGUUGAGAAAGCUGCUGAAGCAUUGUCUUUGGCUGUAGAAGAAGAUUUUCUUCCAAUUAUAUUAAGAGUGAAAGCCGUUGUUAGUCCUCUAGGAAGUGGGGCCAAGGGGGAAAUAUGCUAUUCCAAGGACCAUGAGUCUAUCUGGUUCAAAGGAAAAUGUUUUGCUCCUGCUGUGUGGGCCAACACUCCUGGGGAGGAACAAAUGCAAAACUUAAUACCUGCUAAAGAUGCAAAAGGGAAGAAAGUAGGCACUGAAUGGUAUACUACUCCAAAAGUAGAAGAAGCAUUAGAUAGCUACAGGGAGGCAGUUGUACAAGCGAAUUUGAAAGUCACGGAAAUUUUGAGGAGACUGGCUGAAGAGUUGCAACGAAGGACAAAUACUAUUGUGUUCUUAUCUGUACUAUCAGUUAUCACAAAGACAUUAUUUGCACAUGUGAGUGAGGGGAGGAGGCGUGAUUGGAUCUUUCCAAUGCUUAAAGGGAUUAAUCAGAAUCCAAAUUCAUUACAUUUUAAAACACAGGAAACUUCAGGAGAAGUAAUAAACCAAUUAGAAGUAGUAGGUUUAGUGCCUUAUUGGUUCGACUUGGUACAAGGAGCGGCUGUGCCAAACACAAUUCAAAUGCAAUCACUGUUUCUUCUAACUGGACCAAAUGGUGGUGGAAAGUCAAGUGUACUUAGAUCUAUUUGUGCGAUGACACUUCUUGGCAUUUGUGGGUUAAUGGUUCCUGCUGAAAAAUCUACCAUACCACAUUUUGAUUCAAUAAUGCUACAUAUGAUGUCAUAUGACAGCCCUGCAAAUGGAAAAAGCUCAUUCCAGAUGGAAAUGUCUGAAAUGCGGUCCAUACUUAGUGAAGCUACAAAUAAAAGCCUUGUGCUGGUGGACGAAAUUUGUAGAGGAACAGAAGUACAAAAGGGAACAUGUAUUGCUGCAAGCAUGAUAGAAAAACUUGAUUCUAUUGGUUGCAUUGGUGUCAUAUCCACUCACUUGCAUGGCCUUCUAGAUUUGCCACUGAAGGCAAAAAAUAUUGUGAAUAAAGCAAGAAGGAGCCAUUUUCAUACCUAUAGAAAAUACGAUUUGCAUUUAAAGAGAAGAUUCAGAAAGCCCCAGCACCCUUCAUCAACGACUUCACAAAGCAAUGGAAAAAUCAGAACAUCAAUGGCGGCACCAAAGGGUCUCAAACCCUCGAAGAGCUUCUUUGUUGUUUUCAUUUUGCAAAAUGAGAAAUAUACGAUGGAGUGUAAAGCUUUUAGGGUAACAAAAACCCUUUGUAAUUUUUUAUAUUCUCCCUCAAGUCCGCUGGGCUUUCCAGAAAAAUAUGCAAAGUAA
Cryptomeria japonica (Japanese cedar) is the source of this 1749-nucleotide messenger RNA. Its product is annotated as DNA mismatch repair protein MSH1, mitochondrial-like. Gene Ontology annotation, cellular component: nucleus. The record is from RefSeq and is a predicted model, not a curated record. The transcript has a single exon. Bases 1 to 1749 code for a protein of 582 amino acids. Gene Ontology annotation, biological process: mismatch repair. Gene Ontology annotation, molecular function: ATP binding; ATP-dependent DNA damage sensor activity; mismatched DNA binding. Lineage: Eukaryota; Viridiplantae; Streptophyta; Pinopsida; Cupressales; Cupressaceae.